UCCGUGUUUACGCUGUCCUUCAUCGCUGCAUCUCAUCGGCGACCCAAAGAGCUCCACCUAUUGACAUUCUUUGGCAAUGGAAACUGUAUCCAGAACAGUUUUUGUAAAAAUAAAAAUAAACAUCGGGUUUUUCUUUUUCUUUUUCACUCGACAAAUACAAAGUACGGGUUUCUCAUGUAAACAAGUUAUCCGUGUUCUAUAAAGAGCUGGCCCUGACAAGAUCAACAUAUUUCCUCCCAUGCAGUUCUCCUUCGAGCCCAUGCGGUUGUCCCUAAAGGAUCUGAUCCUGUGCCCAAUUCGCCUAAAAUGGAUUUCUGCCGUCUCACGUCCCGACAUGAGGGUUUUGUUUUGUUAUAAAUUGGCUGAACUGAACCCUGGCCAACUUCUGACUACCUAGUCAUCUUCACUGAUUUCAGCUUAGGCUCAAUCUCUAUAUCCAACAUGGGUUUCAUAUUGCAAACCAGCGUCAUCUUCGCCGUCAUCUUUGCCGUGGCCUUGCAGCUUGUGCUCAAGGACCCUAAAGGCGAUGUGUCAUUCUGCUCCGUCUCGUCGGGAUGCAAACGCGUCUCCGAGCGCCACCGAUAUCCCAAUGGCCUCGUUCGUGGCCGCGACGGCCUCAUCUUCGUUCCGAGCGCUAUGGCGGGAGGCAUUCAGGUGUACAGAGUCCUUCCCGAAGAUGAAGGGCCGCAAAAAGUAGCGGAGAUACCUAUGCCAUACUCCAUUGACAACCUAUCAGUAGAUGGCAAGGGCGACAUCUAUGCGGCUGUGUUCCCGCGUGGUAUUGAGAUAUUGCAGGCGAUCAAGGAUCCCGCUGCGACAGUCGAGUAUGCAGUCGGCUGUCGGUGGCGUAGACAGAUGUCUGUCUUGAUCCCAGAUCCCAGAUUCCUGACCCACAGCGGUGAAGAGGAUCUGGAACUGAGGGAAGAAAGCCCCAAGGGCUGGGAAAUGCACUUACAAAUCAAGCCGAACUGUCUGCCCAUCGCCGACGGGCUUGGUCUUACGUACAGAGACCCGCAAAGGUGUACAGUAUUUUCAGUCCAUUUGCCGACGGCAUUAUUCCUGUUCGAUGCGACUGUCCAAGAGGACUUUGAGUCGGUGGCUUGUCGGCCUCGCUCUUUCGUGCUCAACGUCGUUCUCGGCAACUACAAGACACGCACGCUGCUAGUGUAUAAAUCGUGCGGCAGAGGCUCAUCGCCCAGCUGCUUCCGGCGAAAACCCGGGUUCGGUAGGACGACAGCAAGGAAAGAGUGGGGAUUCCGUCUCUUGGAACUGAAUCGCCGGGGGCCCGUUACCGAGGCCUCGUGGCGUUUCUCAGCACAUCAGAACUUUCCUCCGAUUUUAGAGUUGCUAUCCCUGGGCCCGCCACCAUCGGCACCUCGAAACUCAAUGGGAGGGACCCUAGUGGGACUCUCCAGAUGA
Molecule: messenger RNA, 1419 nt
Organism: Colletotrichum navitas
Lineage: Eukaryota; Fungi; Ascomycota; Sordariomycetes; Glomerellales; Glomerellaceae
Exons: 4
Coding region: 442-1419 (325 amino acids)
Source: RefSeq, a predicted model, not a curated record